AUAUUUUCAGUAAAAGAAAAGUGGGCCAUAGUUUAUGGACGUCAUAUGUUUACUGCUGAUAUGAAAAGUACACAGCGCAGUAAAUCAAUUAAAAGUGUGUUAAAGAAGUAUCUGCAGCCGAAACACAAUAUGGUAUACUUUUUCACCGCUAUAACAAGUUGAUAGAAUAUAGAAGCUACCAAGAACUACUUUCAUAGUUCAAAAUGAGGGACACCCGCCCUGUGUUAAAAGCUGACGUCGAGAUGUUAAGGCACGCAUCAGAAUUGUACACUCCUAAAGUCUUUAUGUUGUUCGAAGAAGAAUAUCUGAAAGCAGUUGAAUGUACAGUUGAAUGUAGUUGCACUGAAGGUCGGGCGGAAUAUAAAGUGAAAUAUGCUGGUAGAGGUGUAGGGCAUCAUGUCUGGUUUGAGUCUUCAUAUCAAGCAGUUGAAUGUAGUUGCAUGAAGUUUGAGUUUGUGAGGAUUUUAUGUGCUCAUGCUAUGAAGGUUAUUGACAAGAAAAAUAUAAAGCACAUCCCAAAGUAAUACAUAUCAAAGAGAUGGACAAAGGAUGCAAAAGAUGGCGAUAUGAGAAGUUCAGUUUGAGUGCAGGGAAGUUAUGAGAAACUCAUAGGGAAGCGUUACUUCAAUUCGCACUAUAAUUUUUGAGAGAUAUCUACAUUGGCAGCUGAGAGCGACGGAAUGUAUGAGCAUGCAAGUGAAGUUUUUUCAAAUUUGCUGAAAGAUUUGCAGGAAAUUAAGAUGUGCUCAAAUGGUGGAAAAUUUAAUGAGAUAUUAUGUUCUAAUCAUGA
This is a messenger RNA of Linum tenue, 790 nucleotides long. The record is from the annotation of a GenBank genome assembly. NCBI's taxonomy places the organism in Eukaryota, Viridiplantae, Streptophyta, Magnoliopsida, Malpighiales, Linaceae.